UAUGGGAUUUUGGCCUUUUAGAGCCUGCAGGAUCUUCCUGUUUGGAACGCCAGGGGGGAGGGGCCACUCAGUCCAGUUCUCUUAUACAGUCAAUGGUUUUACCUGUGGGCAAUGUGGUCAGUCGCCAAGGUCACAAUCUCAUGGGGGGACGACACAAGUAUCUAAAAAAUAAAAACAAAAAGUGAAAGUUUCUGUUGUUUUUCUUGUAAUACUUAUUUUCUCCCCACAGGUUUUCUAGACUGAAACUGUCCAUUUUCAGGUAAAGUUCAUGAAAUAUGUGCUAGAGUACCCGUCGUACUAUCAUGUCAAGGUGCUGCUCUGAUCACAGUAUACUACAAUCUCUGUGAAACCAGCUGACAGCUGCAGAGGAAGUGAACAGGAAGUCUGACUGAAAUAGAUAGAUAGAUAGAUAGAUAGAUAGAUAGAUAGAUAGAUAGAUAGAUAGAUAGAUAGAUAGAUAGAUAGAUAGAUAGAUAGAUUGUGUGAUGUGAUCUUGAGUGGAGGCUGCAGAAACUUGUACUCUGUCCUCUCUGAGGUGUGAGUCAAAGCUUCGCUCUAACCACAGCUGCAUUUCCUCUAGCUCUCAGUAGAAGAGAGUGGAAACUUCUGCUCCUUCUCUCUGUACCACCUCUGAUAUUAAAGGUUUCGACUCGUCGUUCCUCCAGAGAACCUGUGACUCCGUUCAAAGACCAGCUGUGAGGAGCUCCUUCACCUUCAUCAUCUCCAACAUGAAGACUUCUGCCGUCCUCCUGCUCUGCAUGCUGGGAGCUGCAGUCUUCAGCAGCGUCUGCUGCAGCCGGUCAAUUGGACCUGAUAACUGCUGCUUCAAAUUUUACCCCGGAAGAAUUCCAGAAAACCGGAUUGACUCGUAUAUUCUGACUGAUAAUCGCUGCCCCAAGCCUGGGAUCAUCUUGAAGACCGAAAAGGGUUCAAAUGUCUGUGUGGAUCCAAGCCAGUCUUGGGUCAAAGACCUCAUUCAAAGUCUGCGUGAGGGAUGGAAACCUCCGGCCCGUAAGUGGUCCUGCAUGCUUUGAAAGAUACCCUAACGGACCAUCAAACCAACACACCAUCAUACCUUAACUCACCAACACCUGAGUAUAUGUGUAUUCCAAUUGGCUAAAUCACCUGAACCAGGUGAUCAGUCAUGAGUUUGGACUUAUGGAACUCAUGCAGACUCUGCGGCCCUCGAGGUCUGGACCUUCUGAGGUCCUUCCAGCUUUCCUCCUUUUGUCACUCAGCAGUGUGAUUUUCGCUUUUAGACUUGAUCUACAUUUUAAUCUCAGACCAUAUGGAUCAUUUACAGUGAUUAAAGUCAUGUUGAUCAUUAUAGAAUAGUAAACUGUUCAAAUGUUUCUGUCUGUUCAUGUUCCUUUGAUUCUGUAUGUAAUAAAAGGUUUUAUUUUCUUGGUGUUUUUAUCAUUUUUUUACUUUUUACAUCAAAAAUUCAAAUGCUUUUCUUAUAAAACAUCAUUGUGAUGUUAUUUUUCUGAUUAUAAUUCUUAUAUAAUUAUAAAACAUAAUAUUACUAUAAACUCUUUUAAAGGUUUACAAUCUUAAGACAAAAUACUUCUUAUUUUUUUAGUUUAUUUUACACUAAAAUUAUUUUCCUAUUUU
Messenger RNA from Oryzias melastigma (Indian medaka), 1614 nucleotides. RefSeq names its product C-C motif chemokine 4-like. The transcript is spliced from 3 exons. Bases 729 to 1034 code for a protein of 101 amino acids. Gene Ontology annotation, biological process: positive regulation of ERK1 and ERK2 cascade; cellular response to type II interferon; inflammatory response. The record is from RefSeq and is a predicted model, not a curated record. Gene Ontology annotation, cellular component: extracellular region. Gene Ontology annotation, molecular function: CCR chemokine receptor binding; chemokine activity. NCBI's taxonomy places the organism in Eukaryota, Metazoa, Chordata, Actinopteri, Beloniformes, Adrianichthyidae.